Emericellopsis atlantica is the source of this 1344-nucleotide messenger RNA. Its product is annotated as synaptobrevin. Lineage: Eukaryota; Fungi; Ascomycota; Sordariomycetes; Hypocreales; Bionectriaceae. The transcript has 3 exons. Gene Ontology annotation, cellular component: SNARE complex; endoplasmic reticulum. Gene Ontology annotation, molecular function: SNAP receptor activity. Gene Ontology annotation, biological process: retrograde vesicle-mediated transport, Golgi to endoplasmic reticulum. The record is from RefSeq and is a predicted model, not a curated record. Bases 251 to 1276 code for a protein of 341 amino acids.
UUUAAAUCUGAACCUGUACCUGAGAUAAAUAUGCCCAAGAGCUUGGUUCAGCUGUUAUGACUGAUUAACUUAGUUGAGUAGGAUGGCAUGAAUGGCUGUUCCUGGCAUUGCGCCUGGUACCGUCAUCCUGGAAUUUUGGUGGGGUGAAGCCAACUACAAGCUGGCCACAUCCAACGUCGCCAACCUGACCAGAAUAGUCAUCUAAACAAGUUUUUGUUAGCAUACCGAUGCACUGCACGGCUCCGAAAUCAUGGCGCGCUUGUCAAAUCCAGGUCGAGCAGCUAUUCCACAAACGAGUGAUCUUGAUCGAUCAUCAGCAGAGCUAGGACAGCUCCUCUUGCGCCUCCAGCGUACUGUUCUCCAUGCCGAUCCCGCACGCGAACAAAGAUUACGGACGUCAGAAUAUGAGCGCGCCAAAUUAGAGACGAACUUGGACUACGCCAGGACCUCGCUGUCAAGGCUCGAGCAGGAGGCGAUGACCCUGCUAGCGCCUGGGAGGAAAGGCGACGUGCAGGCGGACCUGUACAAGAAGAGAGAGCUACUUGAACUGCUAGUGGACCGGCUACACGAUUUCCAAAAGAUGGCGGUCGAGGACGACGAAGACGCGUCGGAAGGGGAGGAUCUGCUGGCGUCUGUAGGAUAUACACCGAGCGAGAGCAUCUCCUCGACGAGCGCGGCUACACCCAGCGAUGCGGAUCAAGAAGCGAAACAGGUACAAACACCAACGCCGAAGACAUCACAACCCCCCGCGCCAGCAACAGAACCUGGUUACGCAAGCUCUGAAUCGACUCCGUUUACCCCAGACGAGCCCACGAAAACCACGCAGAACCCGCGGUCUCGAAACCAAGAAACCCAGCAGCCAUCAUAUGCCUCAGCGCGGGCCGCUUUGUUUGCCAACAGGAAACGAACCGAUCCAGCGCACGCCGCUGCCACCACAGGCGUGUCCACUGCCACUGCAGAAGCCAUCCUCGACCAGCAGGCCGGCGAGCGCGAAGAUCUUUCCGACAAAGUGUUCAAGAUGGCACAGGCCAUGAAGGAGAAACAGUUGAGCAUUGCGUCCAGUCUAGACGCCGAGAAGGACAUUAUGGGCCGUGCGACAGAGGGCAUGGAACGAACGGGGCGUGGCAUGGAGGCCGCAAAGGGAACCAUGGGCUCGUUGAUGAGGAUGAGUGAAGGGAAAGGCUGGUGGGGGCGCAUCAUGCUGUAUGCUUGGAUUUACGGGCUGAUGGUCGCUUUGGUGUUACUGGUCUUCGUCAUGCCCAAGCUCAGGUUUUGAGGGCAUGGAUGGUAUCAUGGCGUAUGCCUCACGCGGCAUCCGUCGGCGACAUUCAAUGUGGGAUUCGA